CUUGCAUUGGAUGUACUUUGAUUGAUGAAUAUAUUUUUUGAUUACCAGGAUAUAUGAUGUGUUUGGAUUCAGUCUUUGCCUUACUAUAUGCAGGAUCUUAAAUCCUGCUUUGCUUGACCAAGAUUUGUUCCUCUACUGUAUUCCCCUCCUCUGAGAUGGAUUAACUUCGUUCGGGGCUUCUUUUCUCUUCUUUGUUGUCUUGUGAAAACCGUGACCAUGUUGCGCCGAAGAAGUGAGUUUUUUGUUUUCAUGGACAGUGUUCGUUCCCUGAAAUUGGAAACGGAGGAGCAAAAAGAAGAGCACCAACUGACCCCUUUUGAAGAGUAUCUGCAGGUGCUACUGCAGAUGAAGUUGGCAAGUGCUGAUCAGUUUGACAAUUUGGAGAAGCAUACACAGUGGGGGAUCGAUUUUGUGGAGAAGUACACCAAAUUUGUCAAGGAGAGAUCAGAGAUUGAAACCAACUAUGCAAAACAAAUUAGGAAUUUAUCAAAGAAGUAUCAACCCAAGAAGAACUCACGAGAAGAGGAAGAGAGCAAGUACACCUUCUGUCGAGCCUUCCUGACAUCGCUUAAUGAGUUAAAUGACUAUGCGGGUCAACAUGAAGUUAUAGCGGAGAACCUGACAUCUCAAAUCAUCACCGAGCUUUCGCGCUACCUUCAGGACCUCAAAGCUGAGAGAAAAUCACACUUCCACGAUGGGCGCAAGGCACAGCAGCACAUUGAGAGCACGUGGAAACAGCUGGAAACGUGUAAAAGAAGGUUUGAGAGGGACUGUAAAGAGGCAGACAGAGCACAGCAAUACUUUGAGAGGAUGGAUGCGGACAUUAACGUGACUAAGGCUGACGUGGAAAAGCGAAGUUCCCACAAGGCCCGACAACAAGCGCAGGUGAGGCACCAGAUGGCCGCUGACAGUAAGAGUGAAUACUCCUCCUACCUGCAAAAGUUCAACCAGGAGCAGAAUGAACAUUACUUCACAGUUAUUCCCAACAUAUUCCAGAAACUUCAAGACAUGGAAGAGAGAAGAAUUGACAGGAUAGGAGUGUGCAUGAAGACGUUUGCAGAUGUGGACCGCCAAGUGCUGCCCAUCGUGGGGAAAUGUUUAGACGGCAUGACGAAAGCCGCCGAGUCCAUCGAGCCCAAGACGGACUCUAAGCAGGUGGUGGAGUCCUAUAAAUCCGGGUUCGAGCCCCCAGGAGAUGUGGAGUUUGAGGAUUAUGGCCAGGCCAUGAAGAGGACGGUGUCUGACACCAGCUUGUCCAACUCCAAAGAGGCCAGGGAGAAGCCUGCUGGCAAGAGCAAAGGCAAACUGUGGCCUUUCAUUAAGAACAAGAACAAGNUUAUGUCCCUGUUAACGUCCCCCCACCAGCCCCCACCUGCCCCCCCAGCCUCAUCCCCGCCCUCACCCUCUGCUGUUCCCAACGACCCCCAGUCUCCCAAGCAGCAAAAGGAGCCCCUCUCCCACCGCCUCAACGACUUCAUGAGCUCCAAACCCAAAAUGCACUGCCUCCGGAGCCUGAGGCGAGGGCUUUCUCUGAAGCUGAUCACACUCAAUUCCCACGUCCGGAAUCUCAUUGAGGGCUCUGGACCAGAGGACUUCAGCCACCUGCCACCAGAACAGAGGAGGAAGAAGCUGCAGGGCAAGAUAGAUGACCUGAAUAAGGACAUUCAGAAAGAGAUGGACCAGAGGGACGCUCUAACUAAGAUGAGGGAUGUGUACGUGAAGAACCCUCAGAUGGGAGACCCGGCCAGUGUAGACCCACGGCUAUCAGAAAUAGGCCAGAACAUCGAGAAGCUCCAGUUUGAAGUGCAGAAAUUUGAGGGCUGGUUAGCAGAGGUGGAGGAAAGGAUGCCAUCCAAGAGUGAUACGCACCGGAGAAGUGGACUCUAUGAGACCCAGAACAACACCACAGUGAGCAACAACUGUGCACAGGACAGAGAGAGGCCCUUGAGCAGCCCGGAUGGCAGCUACACAGAGGAGCAGAAUUCAGAGACUCAGGUCAAAGCCAACAUCAACCCCAUCCUCCCCACCUCCUCCACCCCAGAGUUCGACGACGAGUUUGACGAUGAGGAGACCCUGCCCACCAUAGGGACCUGCAAAGCCUUGUAUCCAUUUGAAGGUCAUAAUGAGGGCACCAUCGCCGUGGCAGAGGGCGAGCUGUUGUACGUGAUAGAAGAGGACAAAGGAGACGGCUGGACACGAGUGCGCAGGAACGAGGACGAAGAGGGAUACGUCCCCUCAUCCUACGUUGAGGUCUUUUUGGAAACAAAUGCCAAAGAUUCCUAAAAGUGUGAGGCUGGCUGAGGAAUGGCAGGGCAAGCAGCCUUGGAGAAACCACCAUGUUCCUCACACGCUCACAGAGUCAGAGAGAGAAAGUGAGAGAUGACCCGAAUCUAAAAAAGAGAAAGACGGCCGAUUAGAACGCAUCUCAAUUUCCCAAAAAACAUUAAAAAAAGUAUAUCAGCAGCGUUGCGCAUCUUUGGCAGAACUCUGCGAUGUGAAGCAACGCUAAGAGAAAUCCAUCAAAAUGUUUAGCACUCAUAACCUUUUCCAUUCUUAACACUCAUACAGCAGUACCAACCACAGUAUACAAUUUGCUUUUUUGUUGUUUUCAGCAAAGCUUCGCUGCUUAAUGUAACUAACUCAGCUUGCACCACGCGCGGUCAUGAACGUGGCUGUUGGCUUCCUCACUCUGAACGCCACUCAACCCCCCCCCUUCCCUCCUGGCCACCACCCCCAGCCACACUGCCAUGGCCCUUUUUCCUUACCUUAGCCCCCAUUGCACACACACAUAAGCGGCGGAGGGUUUGGUCAGAGACAGGACAGAGACCAGCAGAAGCCUUAUGCGGACAAAAAGACCAGCUGUCAAACACCUUCAUCUGGGGUUGUGUAUGUGUGUGUGUGUGUGUGUGUGUGUGUGUGUGUGUGUGAGCCCUCCUCACUCACUCCUUGACUCAGAAGAGGGUCACCCUGAAGCUUAUCUACCUACAUGUAUCACCCCACCCACUAAAAUCAGCUCCACAUUUACAGAUCUCAGCAGAAGUGAAGGUCCUGAUCAUCUUAUCUGUAUGUUAUGUGCUUCUGGUUUAUGUUGUGUGGUUUGUUUGAGCUGAAUAAAAAU
Molecule: messenger RNA, 3118 nt
Organism: Etheostoma spectabile (orangethroat darter)
Lineage: Eukaryota; Metazoa; Chordata; Actinopteri; Perciformes; Percidae
Gene: fnbp1b
Product: formin binding protein 1b
Exons: 19
Coding region: 217-2283 (688 amino acids)
Biological process (GO): endocytosis; signal transduction
Molecular function (GO): protein binding
Source: RefSeq, a predicted model, not a curated record